AUGGAAGAACUUACGGCUUUUGUCUCUAAAUCGUUCGACCAAAAAACGAAGGAGACCAGCAAAGAGAGCAUCACAUACAGGGAAGUUUUGGAGAGUGGCUUAGCGCGAGCAAGGGAGCUGAGCAACUCGGAGACGAACCUUCAGGACAUCAAUGAAACCAGUAACCAUUGUCCCGUGCACUUAUACAAAGAACACAUCGAGCUGGAAAAAGAAAAACUAAAGGAAUUCGGUGUUACAAGGGCUUCUGAAGGGUUAUACGAAUGCAAAGAGAAGAAGGAGGAAGUGAAAUCCGAAGACGAAGAUGCACAAGCAAAACUCAAACAGAGACGCAGUCGGACAAAUUUCACUUUGGAACAACUAAACGAGCUGGAAAGACUCUUUGAUGAGACACACUAUCCAGACGCCUUCAUGAGAGAGGAGCUGAGUCAAAGGCUAGGAUUAUCGGAAGCCAGGGUCCAGGUUUGGUUUCAAAACAGAAGAGCAAAGUGCCGGAAACAAGAAAACCAAAUGCAUAAAGGUGUUAUUUUAGGUACUGCAAGCCACUUGGAUGCAUGCAGAGUCGCUCCUUAUGUGAACAUGGGUACUCUUAGAAUGCCUUUUCAGCAGGUACAGGCUCAACUGCAGUUGGAAGGAGUAACCCACUCGCACCCCCACCUCCACCCCCACCUAGCUGCUCACGCUCCCUACUUGAUGUUCCCGCCCCCACCCUUUGGACUACCAAUCGCGUCGCUGGCUGACUCUGCCUCCGCAGCGGCCGCUGUAGCUGCCGCGGCCAAGAGCAACAGCAAGAACUCGAGCAUCGCUGACCUCAGACUCAAGGCAGGACUUCUUGGAGGCCGGUGGCUGAGUCCCUUCCAGUCAGACAUCACUGCCCCAGGACCAUACAAAAAUGUCUGGAUGUCUGUCUAAGAUCACGCCUUUUGUUUCUUUAUUUUAAACACGAGAAGACUUUCUAAAAAAAAAACCCGAACAAAACUAGAGCGUCACUGACGUUGGGCGAUGGACCCAGCGCCGACGGAAACACAGGGUUUUUUUGAGCCUUGUGCGGGAGGUCACGUUCGUCUCUGACCACUGUGCUCCUGCCGGCGUGCAUGCGUUUGGCUGAAGGGAGGACUCUCUGGGCCUGGCCUCCAUCUGCAUCUGAUAUCUGUCUGAACGUGUUAAUCACUGCCAUGAACAAUAGUCAAUAUUCGUCAUGUUCUGCAAAAGACUUUCACUCCAUCUUGAUUUACCGAAGCUGCGGGCAUGCAGGAGGGCGGCGGCACUGAGGGAAAAAAAAGCUUUGUUUUCGGCGUACUUGAUACUUAUUUUCUAUUCUGGAGGGGAUUUUGUGUUGCUGUAUUUCUGCCGGGCUUGUGUCUUGCAGGAUUGAUAACUUUUAUUCUCAUCUCCUGCCAUUUGUUCUCUAAUUGUGCCAUACCAUGGCCAAAAAAAGAAAAGAAAAACAUUGCUUUUGCACUUCAGGUCUUGUAUCAAGUUGUUUACAAUCCAAGCUAAAGCGUAUAUACUACUUUUAAUAUUAGAGGCAACCCACAAGCAGAGAGGGGGUUGACAACACCAAAAGGCAUCAAAAGGACAAAGGGUAAUUGCUUUUAUGUAAUUUAAUAUUUUAAUGAAGUUUCAGUUAAACUGAAAUGCAAUUUUGUGCAGUUAAGUGCAAUACUGUAAAUAUGAAAAAAAUGUCCAAGCAGUCAGUUAAUAAUAAUAAUAAUAAUAAUAAUAAUAAUAAUAAUAAUAAUAAUCCUAAUAAUAAUAAUAAUGAUAAUACUAAUAAUAAUGGUUUUCAGGGCUUCCUAUGGCUCUGAUAUCAAUAUAUUCACUUUCUUUGUCAAACUGACACAUUUGUUUUCGAUAGGAGUUGUAAGUGGCAAUUCAUUUGAAAUCAUAUGCCAAAUGUCCUGGAGUUUGACAAUAUUUAAACACGGUUUCGGACACAUACAGAAACAAUGAUAACUUGUUGGGGUAGACAAGCUUGGUUUUGUCCAGAGCAAUGGCAGAAGGACUAGGAUCUGAGACUCCUGUUCAUCUGACGCAAAAUCCAGAUGAAGGGAAGCACCCCCCAAAUGUGCUUAACAUCUACAUUUGUCUUUAAGGACACAUUCACAGUUGAAUAUGUGUAAUUCUUAAAAGAUUCAUUGGGCACAUACAUAAUUUUACUUGAUUAAUAUAAAAGAAUAUGUAAAAGCAUGUAUCUUUAACAAACAUAAGUACUAAAUUUGAGCAAAUGUUCAUUGUUUUAUGCUUGCACAAUAUAAGCUCCAUAAUUAACUAUUUAAAUAGUUAAAUUAAACUGUGAGAAUAUAUAAAAAUGAUGAUUACUAAAGUACUUUAUUCAACAUGAGGACAAUGCUUACUGAUAUUAAAACGAUGAGAGCACAACAUGAAUAUUUCUUACUACUGUAUCACGAAAACACCACAAAGCCAAAAUAAAGCAUCCUUCUUAUCAUUUUCCACAAUAUGUAUUAUAUUCUCUCUCUCUCUGACACACACACACAUACACACGCACACACAUGCACACAGACGCGCGCACACACACACACACACACACACACACACACACACACACACACACACACACAUAUGCACACACACACAGGAAGAUGUAAGCAAGAGCAACAUUUGGAAAUUCAAUUCAAAUUAUUUUGGGGCUGUCCCUUUUCCAUUUUUCCAAUGCCUUGGAAGUCUAUAAUGAUCCUAGUGGUCUACCUCUAACAAAUAUAUUAUUAUUUGUGAUGUUUUUCAGAGACCAUAUUAGCGGUUGUUUAACAGUGGCUCUAUUAUUAAUUACUGACUCAAUUUAUGACUGCUUUUUAUUUAUUAUUUAGUUUGAAUUUUGAUAAAUGAGCUAUAACUAUGGGUGUUAAAUUUUAUGUGGCUUUGCAUUAAAAAUGUCUUUUUUACUUUACUUUUGCAAUUGUUUGAAUGGAAAAGAGUGACUGUUGUACAUUGCAUUAAGUGUAGUGUGUUUGGGGUUGACAAACAUUUCAGGGAUGGUAAAAAUAUGAAAUACUUUUCGAACACAUUUGAAUUUAUUUUAAGUUCUGUGGAACUUCUACCCAUUAUUGUCAGCGUUACCAUCAUAUCUUAAGUUUUGUGAGUUAUGCAAGCAUGCUUAUACAUCACUUGCCAUACGGUUCUGUUAUAAUGUGGCUCUGUUGAUUCACACAAUAUGAAUGUACAUCUUGUACAAGUAAUCUAUUAAUAAAGUUAAUAAUAUUUGUAAGGCA
Messenger RNA from Conger conger (European conger), 3227 nucleotides. Its product is annotated as short stature homeobox protein-like. NCBI's taxonomy places the organism in Eukaryota, Metazoa, Chordata, Actinopteri, Anguilliformes, Congridae. Gene Ontology annotation, molecular function: sequence-specific double-stranded DNA binding; DNA-binding transcription factor activity, RNA polymerase II-specific. Gene Ontology annotation, cellular component: nucleus. The transcript is spliced from 6 exons. Bases 1 to 909 code for a protein of 302 amino acids. Gene Ontology annotation, biological process: regulation of transcription by RNA polymerase II. The record is from RefSeq and is a predicted model, not a curated record.